AUCGUGCUGACAUGAACGAUCCGAUCGGUCCCCUGGCGCCUGCCUUUUCCACCCGUCCCCUCGCCAUCUGAGCCUACGACUGUCGGAGACAAGUGAUUAAGAUAAGCGACCUCGAUACGAAAGGGGAUCGAUCUCGAUCCACCCGCGCGACAAUGGUCUCCCGAUCCAGCGAAGCCAGUGAGGGGCUGCCGCCUUCCAAGACGCCUGGCACUCCGGCCAAAACACGACUCACGAGACUCGGCUCCAGCCCGUCGAAACAGGAUAAGCCAAAGGAUGAUAGGGUAGUCAAGUCCUCCGCGAAGGAUGUCGCGGAACUCAAGGAUUAUCAAUUGGGCGACUGCCUGGGUAAAGGCGCAUUUGGGUCGGUGUAUAGGGCACUGAAUUGGAAUACCGGUGAAACCGUCGCUGUGAAGCAGAUUAAAUUGGCAGAUCUGCCAAAGAGUGAACUACGAGUGAUAAUGUUGGAAAUUGAUCUAUUGAAGAACUUGGAUCAUCCCAAUAUUGUCAAGUACCAGGGAUUCGUGAAGUCUGUGGAAACUCUAAAUAUCAUACUUGAAUAUUGUGAAAAUGGCUCGUUACACUCCAUCGCAAAGAACUUUGGUCGUUUCCCGGAAAACUUGGUCGGGCUCUACAUGUCCCAGGUCCUCCAUGGUCUCUUGUAUCUGCAUGAGCAAGGUGUCAUACAUCGAGAUAUUAAAGGAGCCAAUAUCCUCACCACGAAAGAAGGUCUUGUCAAGCUUGCAGAUUUCGGUGUAGCCAGCAGAACCACCGGGUUGAGUGAAUCCAGCGUUGUGGGGACGCCCUACUGGAUGGCCCCAGAAGUGAUUGAACUCUCCGGCGCCACGACCGCUUCGGAUAUCUGGAGUCUUGGUUGUACCGUGAUCGAGCUUCUGGAGGGAAAGCCUCCUUAUUACAGUCUCCAGCCCAUGCCGGCUCUCUUCCGUAUUGUCAAUGACGAUCACCCUCCUCUUCCCCAGGGUGCUUCUCCGGCUGUCAAAGACUUCUUGAUGCAAUGUUUCCAAAAGGACCCGAACCUCCGUGUCUCCGCGAGGAAGCUCCUUAAACACCCCUGGAUAGUCAAUGCUCGCAGGUCCGAUUCCGUGGUUCCCAAGAAAUCCACCGAAUAUGAGGAAGCGGUCAAGAGUGUCCAGGAAUGGAACGAAGCCCUCCGUUCUCCCGACUCUGGAACCCUACGGAAACCGUACAGGUAUGAUGCUCAAGGCACUGCUCCUUUGCGCCCGGAGAUGGCACCAUCUCGGUACACGCCAACGAAAGACAUCCUCCCCAGCCCGGUCUCCAAGCAUGUGACAGAUCGAUUUCGCUCUCCGGACUCCACGGAAGAAGACAAUUGGGAUGAUGACUUUGCUACCGCGAUUUCCCCCAGCGCAUUACAGCUGCCUCACCUUCGACCGCAGGAUAACUUUGGUGGCAUGCUUUCCUCGGAAAAGUUGAAGGCUUUCGCAUCGCUUGAUGGUACAGUCUUGAGGUCAGAUGACGGCUUCGACGACUUUGACGAUCCCUUUACUCAGCAACCUAGUGAAUCAGAUCCUCUGCGGACAAUCCGUCCUUAUUCGGCUAAACCGACUGGGGAGAACAUGCCACCCCAGGCAAAGACUCCAAUAGCUGCGAUGCACUCUAAUGUGCCGAUUCUCCAGACCCCGGUGCCACCAUUAAGACCGCAGCGCCCGACGUCGUAUUUCAAGGAAAACUCGGUUGAGGAUUACUCCGAUCUUAUCUCUGCAAACGAAGAUGUUUUGGAUUCUAAACUAAGUGCUUUCCAAGAGAUUGAGGAGGAAGACAGCGAUGUGUCAGCCCCCUCUCCUUCGAAGGAAGUAGUCCGGUAUCAAGCAUCGCCGGAGCGUGAGGAAGAUCAUCAGCCCCAGCUCCGGAAACGCAUAUCUGUCAAGCGUCACCGGUCAGCUAUUGAAAUCCAGAAAUUCGCGGAGAACGAACGCGAUGAGGAUUUUUCUGAUAUUCUGGGGGCCGAUGAGGUUGCCCUCGACAAGUCUGAAAGCGAUGAAAGCUCCGAUCGGAGUACGCUGAUGCUAAACUCCAAGCUAUCGAACAACUCGUGGCUUGGCGACCAAGACGACGAGGACGACCCGUUCGCUCAGCUCGAAGAAGGACUCGAUGAGAUGGAUCUGGAAGCCAACAUUGCGCGUGACAAGUAUGCUCGUCUACGGGGUCAAGUUGAGGGUCUUGUCAGCUCUCUCAAGACUUCUCAGGACGAGGACGUGCUUGGGGAAAUUUCCGAUCAGCUGCUGACCGUCUUUUGCGAUCUUCCCGAGACGAAGAAUAUCAUCAUGAGCGCGCACGGGAUGCUACCUAUUCUAGAAAUCCUCGAUAUGUGCCGUCGCCGGGACAUUGUCCUGUGCUUGUUGCGGAUUGUCAACGCCAUCAUCUUCAAUGACUACGAGAUCCAGGAAAACCUCUGCUUCGUGGGAGGUAUACCCAUUAUUAACGAGUUUGCGGCCAAGAAGUACCCGCGAGAGAUACGAUUGGAAGCUGCAGCCUUCGUGCAGCAGAUGUAUCAAACAUCCACCCUGACACUGCAGAUGUUUGUCAGUGCAGGAGGUCUUAACGUUUUGGUCGAGUUCUUGGAAGAUGACUACGAAGAUGAACGCGAUCUGGUUCUUAUUGGAGUGAACGGAAUCUGGAGUGUUUUUGACCUACAGGGUUCGACGCCCAAGAAUGACUUUUGCAGAAUUUUGUCUCGCAACUCUGUCUUGGAUCCUUUGUCACUCGUUUUGAGCCGAGUCUUGGACGAAGAGGGCGAGUUGGCUGAGAUUGUAGAGGGCAGGAUUGCGAACAUCUUCUUCAUCUUCUCGCAGGCCGAGAAUCAUGUCAAGGUGAUGGUGGCCGAGCGGACAGUGCUGCAUAGGGUCUUGAAAGAGCUUAAGAGGAUGACACCCGUGCACCAGAUCACCAUGUUGAAGUUCAUCAAGAACCUGUCGAUGCUUUCCACCACUCUCGACUCUCUUCAGAACUCCAACGCCAUCGAUGUGCUGACGGACUUGCUGAGGUCGACUAUCAAGCGGCCACACUUCCGCGAGGUCUCCAAUCAGAUCCUGAACACCAUCUACAACAUGUGUCGUCUGAACAAGUCUCGCCAAGAGGACGCGGCUCUGAACGGUAUUGUGCCGCUUCUUCAGAAGAUCGUCAAAACCGAACGGCCGCUCAAGGAGUUUGCUUUGCCAAUUCUCUGUGACAUGGCGCAUUCUGGAAAAGUCGGACGCCGCGAGCUGUGGCGCAACAAGGGUUUGGCUUUUUACAUAUCUCUGCUCUCGGAUCCGUACUGGCAGGUGACCGCUUUGGACGCUAUCUUCACUUGGCUCCAGGAAGAAACGGCCAAGGUCGAGGAACACCUCUUGGACAACCGCUACGACAAGGUGUCCUUUACGGAUUCCAUUGUCCGAUGCUUGACAGUGUCCAAGGCGAAUGCCUUUGAAAACAUCCUCGAACCGCUGCAGAAACUUCUGAGACUGAGUCCGCCGAUUGCCUCGACGUUCGCGCGGCCCGAUUUGUUCAUGAGGAUAGGACAGAAACUACACCAUAACAAGGCUGCGGUCCGGUUGAACCUCCUGCGUAUUAUAUCGAGCAUCUGCGAUUCCAGCGAAGAGCAAGGCGGACUGCUGGCGAAAUACGGUCUUCUGGAGGCUAUCCGAGAACUAGAGCACGACCCAGCCAUCCUGGUCCGGGAUAUGGCUGGCAAAUUGAUCCAGUCCAAUGAGAAAAGUGAAGCGUUCAGCCUCGAGAAACGCAAACCCGGCAUGAGGCGCAAGAGCACUUCUACCACACCACCCGGCUUCCUUGCGAACCAGUCCGCCCCAACAACCCCACAGAUCAAUCGGUUCAGUCAACCGAAGGCUUACUUCGAUGGGCGGGAAAGCCAGCGGCACCCGCGGCCCUCUCUCAGCAGUUCCGCGCUGGCACUGCGACCCGGAAGCCGAGAUGGGACGGGGCCUGCUCUGUCAGCCGGGCUGAAUGGAAGCGCCGGACCAUCGAGAAACCGGCUGUCGCGAGGCGUGGCAAACAGGCUAUCCCAAGUAGAUCUCUUGGCCGAGGAAGAGUCCCGGCCAUCAAGCUCGCUGUCUCGUCGACGGUCCAUCCUUCCUCAACGCCGGCGGCCGACGCAUACUGAUGCGGAUUGGGGCGCUUGAACAUUCUUUGGUCCAGGUGAUAAU
Messenger RNA from Aspergillus ibericus CBS 121593, 4184 nucleotides. RefSeq lists its product as uncharacterized. Gene Ontology annotation, molecular function: ATP binding; protein serine/threonine kinase activity. Gene Ontology annotation, cellular component: cytoplasm. The record is from RefSeq and is a predicted model, not a curated record. NCBI's taxonomy places the organism in Eukaryota, Fungi, Ascomycota, Eurotiomycetes, Eurotiales, Aspergillaceae. The transcript is spliced from 9 exons. The coding region runs from base 153 to 4160 and encodes 1335 amino acids. Gene Ontology annotation, biological process: protein phosphorylation.